This is a messenger RNA of Sardina pilchardus (European sardine), 3022 nucleotides long. RefSeq lists its product as uncharacterized. Lineage: Eukaryota; Metazoa; Chordata; Actinopteri; Clupeiformes; Clupeidae. The record is from RefSeq and is a predicted model, not a curated record. The transcript has 5 exons. Gene Ontology annotation, biological process: cell adhesion. The coding region runs from base 385 to 1380 and encodes 331 amino acids. Gene Ontology annotation, molecular function: integrin binding.
UGCUGGCUCGACCAAAGGCUGUCGCUCGCUGCUGUAGCCUUGUGACUCCCUACAUAUCUUCUGUUCAUUUCGGCCACUCAACAUCGACUGAGAAAUGCAAAUAGCUCUGCCAAACAUGGAAGUUUUGAGACGACCGAAACUUUAAUUUACAUGAAGACGGUCCACAAUCAGAUUGGUGACACGUUGGCUGAGUUGUCAUUUACAGUCUGUCAGGGCUGUGGACAUGCUACUGGAAUUGAUGAUUUGUGAAUUGUUAAGAAGAAUUGUUCAAUUGUAGUCUAAUAUAAAGAUACGCUUGGCUACUUAAGUAGUAGCCUACAACUAGGCGAACCUAAUAUUUUAUAAAUCUAACGACUGAAAACUACGGAAGAAAUCGUCUAAAUUAUGACUCGACUAAACCGUGGACUGCCGUAUUACCUGGUGUUGCUUGGUUUUUCAGGUUUAAUAACUGCCUGCUCAGUUGAUAUCAGUCCCUCUACUCUGGUGGUGAGGUAUGGAGGUCCUGCUUCGGCCACCUGUCGUGCACUCGUACCCAUUGAUGGCAUGGGCUGGGAGUCCCCAGUGGGGGCUGUGCCUUUGGAGGAUAGAGUCACAGAGCUCAACUGGACGGUGACGGAGCUGAGAGAGUGGACACUGACUCCACAAUGCUACAUCAACUCGAAGGAGGGUACCCAGUGCACAAAAGAACUAUCUGUUUUGGCUUACCAAAUGCCGGACAUUGUGAUCCUAGUGGAAGAUGAUUCUGGGCCCAAGUAUGUAAACAAGUCAUACGGCUUCGGUUGCUACAUUGAAAAUUUUGCUGCUGCGAAGGACCUGACUGUGAAGUGGUUUAAAGGAGAGAAGCUGUUAGAAAAAAUUACUGUGUCUGAAGAGUACUUGGAAGAAGGUCCACUGAACUUGACUGUCCAUAAAACGGACAAAAGUGUCUUCACUCCACAUGAUGAUGGAUCAAAGUACCAUUGUGAAGUUGGACUGGAUUUCACUCCUGAUCGUCCUAUUAAAUCACAGCCGGUCGUCAUGACUGUCUACUAUGCCCCUGAUCACCACCAUUCAGAGGCCGAGGUCUCAGCGCUGGAGGGUGACACCAAAUUGAACUGCACAGUCAGUGGCAACCCCCCUCCUAUUUAUGCCUGGACAUGGUCAGGAGCGCAAGACAAGAUAGAGAUCAUAGAGCCUGUCCUUGCUGUUAAGCAAGCUGGGGACUAUGUAUGCACAGCCUCCAACGAGAUUGGUAGUAGCAACAAGCAUUUCAAAGUAGAGUCCAGAUCUUCAGGCACAUUCUGGACCAUCAUCAUUGUUGGUGUUGUCGUGGCUGUGCUGCUAAUAGUGUCAUACGGAGUAUGGAAGUGGAAACUGGCUCCUGUCAAUUCGGUUAUCUGAUCAACAACCAGUGCCUCAGAUGCCAAGAGAAAAUGAGCAGCUCCCCCUCUGUCACACACAUGCAAUGCAUGCACCGCUUUAUAUAUUUACCUUUGUGCCUUUAAUGUUAUGUAUGUGUUGGGGGGGCGGGGGCACUUCUGUUUUUGGAGGUCUUGCAUGUGAGGGACUGUGGUAUGGGGACUACUAUGGGGACUAAUGGCCAGGUUGAGGGGUGCUAACGCAUGGAGAUGAUGACGUCAAAGGUUUGGACUACAGCAUUGCGCAAGGAGGACUGUGUCUCUACCUUCUGCACUGCAUAGUGAAGACUUGGUCUCUAUCCUCAGCAGUGCAUAGUGAAGACUGGAACUCUAUCUUCAGCAUUGCACACUGAAGACUGGGUCUCUAUCUCCAGCAGUGCACAGUGAAGACUUGCUCUCUACCAGCAGGAGUGCACAAUGAAAACCGAGCCUGUAUCAGGAGCUGUUCAUGUUUGUGUCUGCUUCGUGGUGAUGUCUUCGAAAAUGCUUUCAUUGCACUGAGUUAUCUUUUACACACAACUUCCUUGCUACUCUUUGUCUUGGCGACGUUUAGGAAGUAUUGUGUGGUUGAAUGUGUUCAGAGCCUCAUGUCAGUCAAUGUUAUUCAAAUUAUCAGUGAAGUGUUAUGUUUAGCAUUUUAACAUAAUCUACAGUAGUAACAGUAGACACGGUGCUUUGUCCUUGUCAGCAUUUAACUAAAGCUAGUGCUAAGGGCCUUAAAUGAUAUACUGUUGCUGUUGUUUCCUAAAUGUAUCCUAAACUAUCCAAUUUAACUCACUCAUACUCAAAUGCCUCAUGUGUUUAAGUAGCCAUCUUAAGCCUACCUUACACUGACAGACCUUGACAAGAUUUGGGAAAGAUUCUUGAAAGAUUGUAGUCUUUUGACUAAAGCUUGAAUGAGGGGCAUUAGUUAAAAGACUGCAGUCUUUCAAGAAUCUUUCCCAAAUAUUGUCGAAGUCUGUCAGUGUAAGGUAGGCUUUAGCUGUUCAGAUUUGCAUCAUAUUUGGUCUAUUGACCCUCAGGUAUUGUAUCGUGAGUAUGUUAACCACUGUGCCUUAGCACUCAAUUUAUUUUACACUGUUUUAAUCCAUUUUGAUUUUAUUGACCCAUAGCCACAAAACCUCUUGUCAGACAAUUGAUAUAUGGUCACUAGGCUGAUGGAAAAUAAUUCUGCUCAUAAAGAUGACAGUUUUCUGGCCAAAGAUAUGUACAGUGAAAUAGUUUUUGUUUUUCAGUUAGAUUUAGAAGAUAUGUGUAUAUAUGUUAUUCUCAGGGGAGUGUAUAUGAAGCCAUACCCUCCAGGACACUGCUCUUGGUUCACUGUAAUCAUACAAAACUGGUCAAUACAUUUGUCAGAAGGGCUUUAAUGUAAAAUGUGUGAUUUAUGACUUCCAAAAGCUUCAGUCAUUUGUGCUGACUUUUUACCAUUUUGUAAUGCCAGAGACACUUUGGCAGUCUAAACUAUGGCUUUUACUUUUCACUUCUGUUUUCAGCUUCGCAGUGAUUUAUUGCUGGUCUCAUUCUUUGUUUUGUUGAGUAUGCCAAAGUUGUUGACCUAAAGAAGAAAUAGAGUUCAUCGACAUCUCCCUGUCGAGGCUGUGUUAAUAAAUUUGAUCAUUUUGUAA